This is a messenger RNA of Spodoptera littoralis (African cotton leafworm), 2330 nucleotides long. The record is from the annotation of a GenBank genome assembly. Lineage: Eukaryota; Metazoa; Arthropoda; Insecta; Lepidoptera; Noctuidae.
AUGUGUAUACCAGGAGAAUGAGUGGUGGAACACAGAAGGGAGGGAUGAGGGAAGGCGUGCAGGUAGUGAAGCUGGGCGAGGGUGCGCAGCGGUACGAGCUGGACGAGGAAGCGCUGCGCCGCGUGCUGCUGCGGCAGGACGUGCGCGGCCUGCCCGUGGUGGUAGUCAGCGUCGCCGGCGCCUACCGCGGUGGCAAGUCCUUCAUACUCGACUUCUUUCUCAGAUACCUCAAAGCAUCUCGCUAUAGUCAGCAGACUGGAGCGUGGCUUGGUAGUGAGGAUGAACCAUUGCAAGGGUUUCACUGGCGAGGAGGAAGCGAGCGAAACACCACCGGUAUCCAUCUCUGGUCGGAACCUAUUAUUACUACACUGGAAGCAACUGGUGAAAAGGUGGCCGUGCUGCUGAUGGACACACAGGGCACCUUUGACUCGGAGACCACGAUCGGUCAGAACUCGACUAUAUUCGCGCUGUCCACGCUCAUCUCGUCCGUGCAGAUCUAUAACCUGACCGGUAACAUCAAGGAGGAUGAUCUUCAACACUUACAGUUGUUCACGGAGUACGGUAGACUCGCGUGUGACUCAAAAUCCAAGGCGUUCCAGACUUUACUGUUCCUUGUCCGGGAUUGGCCGCACGCCUUCGAGCAUGCUUAUGGCUUCUUGGGUGGAUCUACGUUACUCAAUAAGAGGCUACAGGCGAAAGUGAACCAGAAUCCAGAGUUGCGGCAGGUUCGGGAACACAUUCGCACAUGUUUUGACAAUAUCAAGUGUUUCCUUAUGCCACACCCAGGCCACAGCGUCGAAGACCUCAAGUUUACAGGAUGCCUUCGUGUUACAGAUUUAAGGGAACAGUUUAGACUAGCUCUGCUAGAGUUAGUGCCUUCUCUGUUCGACCCGAAACACCUCACGCCAAAGCUGAUUAGCGGCGAACGAGUCACUACCCAAGACCUAUUUGAUUACUUCAAGACGUACGUCGGUAUCUUUAACAGUGACGAAGUUCCCGAAGCCGUGACAAUAUUCAAGGCGACGGCAGAUGCGUGCCUGCUAGCGGCGACGCGCGAGGCGCGUGAGCUGUACUCGCUGCAAAUGGAGGCGCGAGUGCGCGACAACGUCAGUGUCAGCAAUGCAACGCUCACAGCCUGGCACGAGGCAGCGCGGGACCAAGCUCUGAGACGCUUUGUGGGAAAGAAGAAACUAGCCUCUCAAGCCGACGUCGACACUCAUCUUGAAGCACUCAAAAAAGAGCUGGGUGCGAGAUUGUCGCAGUACUUGUGGAACAACGAUAUAAAGGUUCGUGACACCAUGACCUUUGCCACGGAAGCAUAUGAGGCGGCGGUGAGCAGCGUGUCUGCGGAGCACGCGCGGCUGUGCCUGCACCCGCAGGACCUGGACGACCUGCACGCCAGGGCCCUGCAGCAGGCACUUGAAGUCUUCGAUGCUGCCAGAGAGGUGCUCGAAGGCGAAGAAGACGAUAGAAAAUUAGAAUUAAUUUGUAGAUUGGAGCAGCGCUAUGAGCACUUGUGUGUCAUCAACGAGCAGAACAACAAGAAUAGCGUGAUGGAGGCACGAGAGGUAUACGUGAGACGAAUGAAGCUGGAGAUGGACCAAUCGGGCGUUAGCUCCGGGCGACUCUCCACGCACCACCGGGACGCAGUCGACUCCGCUACUACUUCCUUCUACGCGAAGAGAAACAUUUCCACGCGGCGAGAAGACGACCCACAUGUGGCACGACUCUUACAAGACACUAAUGAAUAUUUUGUGGAAUUUGAAAAGGCGAAUACAAACAGAAAUAAGAUGGCUUUACAUGCCGCUGAGAAUGUGUAUAACAACUACAUGGUGUCAGAAUGGGGCCCACAAAUGUGCUGCUUCCACCCGAAAGCUCUUGAAGAUCUACAUAACAAAGGCAAACAGAUGGCUCUCGAGCAGUUUCUCUCAAACAGAGUGGAUAGCGAAGAUGAUGAGUAUAAGGCAGCGUUAAUGAAGAAUCUCGGGAUACGUUUGACUGACCUGAAAGAAGUGAAUGAAUUCAACAAUAAGCAAGCUGCGGAGCAAGCGUUGAGGCUGUAUACGACGCUGAUGGAUAAGUACAGCCGACCGUCUGCUGUCUCCAUCCUCGUGAUUCCCUUUAUCAUCAAGCUUUUCGGGUCCUUGCCCGCGCGCCACGAGGAAUCUAAGGAUGAUGCAAUCAGAGAAUUUAUGAAAUGGCGCCGCGGUGCUAACUAUGGCAAUGACGUACAUUUCGACAGACUUGUUGAGAGAAUUGAAGAAGUUUUCCAAACCAUCAGGCAUCCGUUUCUUGCUAUUUUACGAGAGACUGGUAUUUAUAGGACCUAA